This is a messenger RNA of Darwinula stevensoni, 1673 nucleotides long. The record is from the annotation of a GenBank genome assembly. Lineage: Eukaryota; Metazoa; Arthropoda; Ostracoda; Podocopida; Darwinulidae.
AUGUUCUUCUGCCGUCCAUCAUGGACCGGUAUCAGCUGGUUCCGGUCGGAAUCUUCAUUCUUUCUUUCCUCCAUUCGACUGCAUCGGGCCAGUCGGAUGACGGAGUGUGCCAGUUGGAUUGCAUGUUUAGGCCACAUCCGGCCGCACUCGUUGACGUCCGCGAAGAACCACAAAAUUCGUUAGUGAAGGUGGAGGAAGAGCCAGAAGUGCGCAGUAAAGGGCGAGUUCUCUUCACCUUGUGGUCCUUGGAUGAGAAAGAUGUCGAGAUCCUGAGGACGUUCUCGGAGCAUCUACAGACGUUAGGUCACGAAGUGACCUUCCUCACCCAUUCAAAACACCGAUCCUUUCUCCAGGACUUGGGCCCCGUGGUUUCGUUCAAAAUACCCCCAUCCAAGGUGUGCAAUAUCAACGCAUCCAAUUCCCCAACCCCAUUCCGCAUGGUAAGGAACGCCCUUCAAGUUCCGGAAGUGAACUGCCGGGCCGUCCUCGAUGAUCCCACCCUGAGAACUUGGCUCGGGGAGCAAAAGUUUCACGCUGCCGUGACCGACGUCGUAGGAAACGAAUGCAGCUUGGCGCUUCUGCAGGCACUCGGCAUCCCCACCAUCGGCUUCAUCUCUCAACCGGGUUUCGACUUCUUCAUGAUGGCUCAACCCCCGUCGUACAUCCCGACGCCGGGAACGGGUUAUGCCGGCAAGAUGUCAUUCUUCCAGAGGAUAAACAACCUCGUCUAUUUCGUCACCUAUGCAUUGACCGUGGAAGCCUACCAUCUGGCAGCUUACACGAGCAUCGUCAAGCGUCUUCCAGACGGCAAACACCCUUACAACCUCAUGCAGGACCUGGCCUUCACAUUCUUAACGUACGAUUCGUAUUUGGAUUCCAGAAAGCGCUUCCCACCAAACGUGAAACCCAUCGGUUGUCUCCACUGUCGACCGGCCAGGCCUUUGAAGGAAGAUUUCCCAAAGGCAGAUGAGAAACCCAUCGUCCUUCUCAAUCUACCACAGGUGCACCGGACCAUCAUCGAUCAAAUUUUGACCACCACCCGUCUCAGAAAUAUCGAUGUCGCUCUCACCGACAGAACGACUCGACCGAAUCCGAAAUUAAGGAAUUUCACAAUACAUUCCGAGGACUUACAAGAUCUCCUCGGUCACGAUCGGGUCAAGCUGCUGAUCACGAACUGCGACCAUCGCGACGUCUAUUCGGCCUUGUAUCAUUCCGUCCCCUUGUUGUGCCUCCCGAGCGAUUUCCUCCAACGCGACAUUGCGGCACUGGUCGAGAGCAGGAACUUUGGGGUCCAGGCCGAGAAAUUCGAGCAGUGGACAUUGUUCAGAGUCAUGGACGAAGCCUUGAACAACGACAUCUAUUCGCGGACCGUUCGAGCGAUUUCGCGGCGAAUGCACAGCCGCCGAAUUGCGGGUCCCCUCGAAGUCUUUCAAAUGUGGACGGAGCUGGUGAUAAAGAGGGGAAACCUUUGGCAGCUGAAGAUGAUAGACUACCGGCAAUACCGGUUUCAGACUUACCUCAUCGAUGCCAUCCUCCUAUGGGUGAUAGGCAUCACGUUCCUCGCCUACGUUAUGCCGUCCAUAAGCAGGCGCUUCGGACGGCUCGUCUCCCUUCUUGUUGGCCUCACGAUCCUCAUCGUCGGUCCCAUCGCGAUAUUAAAUGUGCUGACUUAA